Funneliformis caledonium is the source of this 205-nucleotide messenger RNA. The record is from the annotation of a GenBank genome assembly. NCBI's taxonomy places the organism in Eukaryota, Fungi, Glomeromycota, Glomeromycetes, Glomerales, Glomeraceae.
UCCAGGUGAAAUUUCUCAGGUAAGUGAGCUUCCACUUACUAUCAAAUUUAACAAGAAGAUCUUGGUCAAAGAUUUUGAAAAAUAUAAAACGUUACAUAGUGACAUGAAAAAUGUCUUAGAUAUAGUAGUUAAAAUAUUAGUAAAUAAGGCAAGUGCAGAAGAUGAAUCUCUCUCAAAGAAAAAAGCUAGGGUAGAGGGAUAUUGA